AUGCCAACCAGUGCUCCCAGUACAAGAAUCAUACCUGCAACCAGUGGACACGAAAAUAUCCCGGACUAUGAGCCCAACAUCCCUGAGCCUACAUGCAGAGCUGACCUUCUAAAAUACUGGAUUAACCUUUCCCUGGAUGAGAAGACAGCCAAUAAGAUGCUGUGGAUCACAGAGGAUGAAUCCAAGGUAUCGCACAUGACUGAUGAUGUCACUUGUCCUGUCCUGGACAGGCCAGAGAGAUACGAGUUUUCCCCACAGGUUCUUUGUAAAGAAGGUAUUCUAGGCUUCCGAGCUUACUGGGAAGUGAAAUAUUCUGGCUGGGUGACUGUCGGAGUCACUGAUGAAGAGGCAGGGAGGAAGGGAUGUGAUGGGCCCUGUGGACUGGGAGAGAACGAGCUGUCCUGGGGUCUUGGGUGGGGUGGAUCCUACUACCAGGCGUGGUUCAAUGGCAUUAACACAAAAAUUCGCAAUAUUCCUCAGUGCACUACUCUAGGUGUGUAUCUAGACCAUCCUGCUGGUGUCAUCAAUUUUUAUGGAGUUGAAGAAGUGAAGGAUGGUGAAGGGAGUGAAAGCAGAAAGGAGGUCACACUGCUGCAGCACAACAAAAGACCUUUAAGGGGGAGAAUGUUGCCAGGUUUCUGGGUAGGAGAAAAGUCAUCAUGCAUGUUAGUUAAACAGGAGUAAGGUAAAGAGUGGCCUAUGCUUGUUUUUCAGUUCCAUUUUCUUACAUUUCUAUUCUAAAGUCACAUCUGAAGAAUCCGUGUAGUUUAUAUAGAAAUGUAUAUCUUUGGAAGCUGCUAUUUUUGUAUGCAUAUGUUUAUUUUGUCAAAAAUGAGGGACCAGAUUUACUAAGGCUAUAUUCUGCCCCAAACACAUGAGCUGUACAAUAUAAAACAGUCGCAGCAAACACAGUUUGCAUCUCACUCAUCACAUAGUGUGUAUUGCAUUUAAGGAAGGGCCACGCAAAUAAUAGGAUACUAGUUAGUAGAUGAUUAUACAUUCCGCUGGAGGUCAAUUGUGAAAGGAGGUGUAGGUUAAACACGGCCCAGAUGGGACUACAAACCCCUAUUAUUACAACCACAAAUUAAGCCAUUAGACUAUUAAUGAACACUAUGUCUAAUUAUUGGAACACAAAAGGACAGUGGACGGGCAUUUGUGGUUUGAGUACAUCAAACCUGAAUUGGAUUUUAACAAUCAACAUACAAUCACUGCA
This is a messenger RNA of Monopterus albus (swamp eel), 1213 nucleotides long. Its product is annotated as tripartite motif-containing protein 16-like protein. The transcript has 4 exons. NCBI's taxonomy places the organism in Eukaryota, Metazoa, Chordata, Actinopteri, Synbranchiformes, Synbranchidae. The record is from RefSeq and is a predicted model, not a curated record. Bases 1 to 684 code for a protein of 227 amino acids. Gene Ontology annotation, molecular function: protein binding.